AUGCCCCCUACAUCUACCUUUACUGUGAUCCAGGACAUCCUGGAUGGCUACAAGUGCUCGGAUAUGUUACCAACCGUAAGGCUUCAAGAAGAAAGCCUCAGUGAUAGCGAUUUGUUCAAGACCUUCGCACAUACACUCCCUCUAGGAAUAUCUCCUGGAUACUCAAAAGAAGGUCGGCUCUUGGCUCUUUCCAUCACGGACGGCAAGCAAUGUCGCAUCGUUGAAUUUUUUAGUCAACAACCCAAGCGAGAGAAUGGCAGGCGUGGCCCCCAAGGGGACAAACCAACGUUAUCUACAAGUCUCUUAGAAAUGCGCAAGAAACUGCAAGAUCGUAUUCUCUGCCGUCCCAAUGGCGACGUGUUUGCUUUUGAUAUGGGACCUUUGGCGAUGUCUCUUUACUGCGAUUUAGGUUUACGUAUUUCACGCGCCGUCGAUGUCCAAUCUGCAUUCUCUGCUGUUGAUCGCAAGCCCAUAUCCGCUAUUCAAGAGGCCUUGGGCAAAGAUUCUGACGAUGAGUCUCUUCCCGCCAACGAAAGGAUCAAGAUCAACGUCGAGAACGUAAAGACCUUAUUCAGGUACCCCGUUUACGAUCCGAAUGAUAGAAAUACGGCAGUGGAUCUGGCCGUUAGGGCAUGGGUCUCCCAGUUUCUUCCAGGGUUUGGCAAUGGCGCCGAGGUUUUUGAUAAAGUUGCCAGGAUCGAUACAAAGAAAUUGGCUCAAGAGCAAUUGGACAUCAUCGCGAAGAUUGCCAAAGACUCCCUGAGGCUUGAUCAAACUAAACCUGGGCAGACGAAUCACCAGUUCCAACAAUCCCAGGACAUGUCAGAUCAACAACUUCGUCUCGUAUCGACUCACUACAAUACCAAACUACGUCGUAACCAAGAAGUCAAAAUGCAAGUUCAGGGACCAAAUGGUUCUUUUACCGUCAAGGGCACAAUGGCAGGUGUCUCGGGAAAAGUUGGGAGCGUCAACACGAAUAAUGUCGCGUUCGCGGACAAGACAAUCACGGUUGUCACUUCGAUCGGCCGCGACGAUCCAACCACGGCAGAAGCUCAUCGUGCAGCUACGGUCCUUCGCAUCCUGCAAGGCUCUGACAAACUCCUCGACCGAAGCCCCUGGAUACAGAAUAUAUGGUUCCCAUCGAGUGAUGGUGGCCCUCUUAUUUGGCCAAAAGAAUGGUCAAUGCCACGAGCAGCACCAAUCUUCAAGCCUAUAUCUUUUAAGGCACUACAACUCAAUUCAUCGCAGCAGCUGGCUGUUAAUAGUAUGAUGUCAGAAAAAGAUGACCACCGUAUUGUCCUUGUCCAAGGCCCACCUGGAACUGGAAAAACUUCUGUCAUCGCAUCAUUCAUCCAGUUCGCUAUUCUUUCUCAGAAUAGAACGGGUAUCUGGCUAGUUGCACAAUCUAAUGUGGCCGUCAAAAACAUUGCUGAGAAGUUGAUCAAGUGCGAAUUUUUUGCAUGGAAACUAUUGGUCUCUAAAGACUUUGUUUUUGACUGGCAUGAACACCUCUAUAAUACCAAAGUGACAGCAAAUAUCAUUCGCUCAGACACAUUUGUUAAAAUCAGUAAAAAUGAUUUACAAGGAACCCAAGUUAUUUUAUGCACUUUAAGCAUGUUAUCCAAUUCUCAGCUUGGCAGAUUCACUCAGCAUAUUCCUUUGAGAGUACUUGUUGUUGAUGAAGCCAGUCAAAUUGAAGUUGGAAAUUAUAUCUCCAUUUUUGUCAAAUUCAAGGCUACACUUCGCAAGGCAUGUUUUAUUGGAGAUGAUAAGCAAUUACCACCAUUUGGACAAGAAGAGCUGCAAGACCUCCAGAGUAUCUUUGAAAUUACACAUUUAAAAAAACAGGUUGUAUUUCUUGAUACUCAAUAUCGUAUGCCUCCUCAAAUUGGCAGAAUUAUAUCAAAAUUGGUUUAUGACAGUAAACUCAAUUCAAAUCCUCAUCAUGAAAUCAAGGAUACUGUUACUGCAUGCUACUUUAUUAAUGUUCCUGGAAAAGAAAAGGCACUUCAAUCAGGAUCAUUUAUGAAUGGUUUAGAAUGUGAAGCCAUUCUUAAGCUUGCACGCAGGCUUCAAGAUGAGCAAAAAAAAUUCCGAAUUAUAACUCCAUAUGAAGGUCAAAGAGCUACAAUUGAAUAUGCCUUACAAACAGAAGGUUUAGAUUGGGGAGACAAAUGCUUUAAUGUUGAUUCAUUUCAAGGAAAUGAAGAAGACUUUAUUAUCAUUUCUCUUGUUCGAUCACGUGCAUUGGGCUUUUUGAACAAUCUCCGCCGAACCAAUGUUAUGCUUACUCGAUGCAAGAAAGGAAUGUUUAUUGUUACUAGUCAGGAUUUUCUUCAGAAUUCUGGAGCUAAAUCUUUGGUUGGAGAAUUUGUAAAGGAAAUGGAUACUGUGGUAUGGGUACCUCAAGACAAAAUUGAGGUAUAUAACUUUUAA
Molecule: messenger RNA, 2436 nt
Organism: Psilocybe cubensis
Lineage: Eukaryota; Fungi; Basidiomycota; Agaricomycetes; Agaricales; Agrocybaceae
Exons: 8
Coding region: 1-2436 (811 amino acids)
Molecular function (GO): helicase activity
Source: RefSeq, a predicted model, not a curated record